Messenger RNA from Rhagoletis zephyria (snowberry fruit fly), 4224 nucleotides. RefSeq names its product cyclin dependent kinase 11B pitslre (gene Pitslre). Gene Ontology annotation, cellular component: nucleus. Gene Ontology annotation, biological process: regulation of mitotic cell cycle; protein phosphorylation. NCBI's taxonomy places the organism in Eukaryota, Metazoa, Arthropoda, Insecta, Diptera, Tephritidae. Gene Ontology annotation, molecular function: protein serine/threonine kinase activity; ATP binding. The record is from RefSeq and is a predicted model, not a curated record.
AAAAAACAUUUCUAUAUUCACUAUUUCUUCCAUAUAAAAACUGAGCCUUUAGGUAAAUGCUGCUGAUGUCGAUUUACUUUUUGUGUGCCUUGGACAAUUGCUUCACUGAAUUGUUUAAGGGGCUUCGCGCGGUAAACAAAACUAUUCAAGGAGAUGACUUGCUUGUCGGUGAGGAAGAUGCGGACUCUUUGGACAUCAAACCACCACAGGCCAACGUGCUGCACUCGCGUGAUCCCGCUGGUUCGAGACGGAAAGAAAAAUCGUCCAAGGAGAAGAAACAUUCCAAAGAAAAGAAACAUCGCAAUGAAAGAGAGCGUGCUAGUGGCCGUGAACGUGGCGAAAGGGAACGAGAUCAGCGCGAGCGCGACACCAGAGAACCGCAUGGUAGAGAACGAGACAUGCGCAAUGAUCGUGGAGGGGGCGUGCGUCCAGUCGAUAUAGAGCGAACCCGCGGCGACCACCGCAGAGGCGGCGAGGAACGUGAAGAAAUGGCGCGCUAUCAUCAGCGUGGCAGUGGCUAUGAACGCGACGACGGCAACCACAGAGAUAUGAUGCCGAACAGCGAGCGCCGUUACGCGAAACACUACGAACCGCACAAUAAUGACAUGCGUCGCAACAGUGGCAGCAGCGGUGGUGGUGGUGGUGGCGGCGGUUAUCAUCCACAAUAUCAACAUCCUCAUAUGCCGCGGCAGCGACCGGAUUACUAUGAGCGCGGCUCUAGUGCUGGUUACCACCAUGGUGGCCUUGAUUAUUACAACAAUAGACAUCAGCACCAGCAGCAGCAGCAACAGUAUGGCGGUGGCAAGCACUCGCAUAUUGAGUACAAUGAGGUCAGCUAUGAGGUUCAGCGCGAGCGUCGUAAGUAUAACUACGAUGCGCAGAAUGACUCGGAGAGUAUUGAACAGGAUUUGCGUUCACGUUUACUUAGUAAACGACAUAAGUACGUAAAGAGCAGUGGCGGCGAUGUUAUCGAGUUGGCGGAGAGCUAUGAGUCAACGUCUACGGUACAAAGGCAACGGUACGGCGAUGUUGAGCGCCACGAACGUCAUCGCCAAAAGCAUGAAAAAGUUCGUGAAUCCGUUAUUGAGGUGCUUGAUAGUCCGGAGCUCGUUGAGGUGGAGGGCACACAAGCCGAGGAAGGUCAUCGUCAACGCCGCAAGCAUAAGCAUCGCAACAAGGAACGCGAAGUAAUGCUGUCAGAGACGGUAAUGACUACAGAACGCGUGGAGCGGCCGGAGAAACGAAAAUCACCCGAUGACCCAGAGAUGCUGUCGCGUCGCGAAAAAAUACUGGCCGUUGAGCGUGAGAAGGAGAAGCGUAAGGAGAUGGCGCGAGAGGAGUUGGAGGCGCGUCGUCGAGCACGCAGUGCUUUGAGUCCAAGUGCGGUUGCAGCUUCCGUUACAGCGGGGCUAAAUGUCAUGAAGCGCAAGAAACAGGAAGAUGUUGAUGUGGAAGUGAAACGGAAACGAUCCAAGAAGGCGAUAGCUUCUAAGCAGCGUAGUGACGAGGAGGAAGAGGGGGAAGCGAUAGACAGUGAUGAGGAUGACGACGACGAUGAGGACGAGGAGAACGAAAGUGAGGAGAUGGAAACAGAGAGCGGAAGCGGCGAUAGUGAAAGUGACAGCGAGAGUAACUCUGAAGAGGAAGGUGCAAUUGCGCGGCGUGAAAAACAUCACCGUAAGCGUAGCAAAGCCGAGAAGAAAAAGAAAAAGAAGAAACAUCGUUCCCGCAAAGCACGAGACAAUGGCGUUGAAAACGAAGACAAUGUCGUUCACGACGAUGAUGAUGAUGCUGAAGAGGAUGACGACGUUGAUAUACCGGAAAGCCCCUUUUCUAUAGGCGAACUUUCCAAAUCCCCCAUACGUCGUCAGCAUCGCGCAAAGAAGCACAAGAAAAAGAAGAGUAAAAAACAUGUCGAGGACGACGAUGAAGAAGAUGGUGAACACCGUUCAUCGCGUUCGCGUACACGCUCAGCCCGCUCACACUCGCGUUCUCCCUCCCGUACACUUUCGCGCUCACGCUCACAUACGCCUCGUCGCAAGAGCACACAUUCACGUUCCCGUUCUCGUUCAGGCUCACGUGGCUCUUCGCCACGGCGACAUGCAACACGUUCACGUUCCCGCUCCCGCUCCCGUUCACAUUCACAUUUUGGCUCAGGUUCAAUGUCAUCGCGCUCACAUUCACGUUCAUCAUGUUCACGCUCAAGGUCACGAACACGUUCACGCUCACGCUCCGAAGAGCGUGACAUGAAGUCGGCGCACAAAACAGAAGCUGAGGCCACUGCUGCGGGCACAAGGCGACGUGGAGAAGGUGAUGGUCGGAAUGAUUCGCCUGCACGGGACGACAAAGGAGCGCCGUUGCCUGACUACUUCCCGGGCAUACAGGGCUGUCGCUCCGUCGAAGAGUUCCAAUGUUUGAACCGUAUAGAAGAGGGCACUUAUGGUGUGGUCUACCGCGCCAAGGACAAACGUACCAACGAGAUUGUUGCAUUAAAGCGCCUGAAAAUGGAGAAAGAAAAAGAAGGCUUUCCCAUAACGUCAUUGCGUGAGAUCAAUACGCUUCUGAAAGGCCAGCACCCAAAUAUAGUUACAGUGCGCGAGAUAGUCGUCGGUUCGAAUAUGGAUAAAAUUUUCAUUGUUAUGGACUAUGUGGAACAUGACCUCAAAUCGUUGAUGGAAACCAUGAAGGCACGGAAACAGUUUUUUCUGCCCGGCGAAGUAAAAUGUCUGACGCAGCAGCUAUUGCGUGCAGUCGGACAUUUACAUGACAAUUGGAUAUUACAUCGAGAUUUAAAAACCUCGAAUCUGCUACUCUCACACAAAGGUAUUUUGAAAGUGGGUGACUUCGGCUUGGCCCGUGAAUAUGGUUCCCCACUGAAAAAGUACACGUCACUGGUAGUCACACUGUGGUACCGCGCACCCGAGUUGCUGCUCUGUUCACCGGAAUACUCAACACCCAUUGACAUUUGGUCGGUGGGCUGCAUUUUUGGCGAGUUCCUGCAAAUGGGUCCACUCUUUCCGGGCAAGACGGAAACUGAUGAGCUGAACAAAAUUUUUAAGGAACUUGGCACACCAAACGAACGCAUUUGGCCCGGCUACAAGGAUUUACCUGCCGUCCGCAAUAUGUUAAGUCAAAAUUCGCAAUUCGCCGACUAUCCUGUUUCCAAUUUACGCAAGCGUUUCGCCGAAAAAACCACCGACUUAGGCAUUGAGUUGCUGCAGGGUCUUCUUACUUACGAUCCAAAAAAAAGACUAACCGCAGACGCGGCCCUAAAACAUAGCCACUUCACUGAACUGCCUCUGCCCAUCGAUCCGUCUAUGUUUCCCACCUGGCCGGCGAAAAGUGAACUGGGUGCGCGCAAAGCACUCGCCUCAUCGCCUAAACCGCCCUCGGGUGGCUCGCAAUUCAAACAGUUGGCCCGGGACGAAUUAAUUGUAGGUGGUACAGGUGGCAGUGGCAGCACAACAGCAGGUGCUGCUGCCAGCAAUAGCAAAGUAAUAUCUGGCAUCAUAACCGGUAAUAAGAAAACCGCCACGAACACUGGCUUUGUGCUUAAUGCAGGCAUUGAUCAGCGUCAACUAGCAAUGGGCCCGGGAUUCAAUUUAAAAUUCUAACCAGGAAGUCAGGCACUGCUUGCUAUUGUUCUCUCAUAUUUGAGUGUGAAUGUGUUUAUUGGUACUACAAAUUGCUUUUGUAAUAUUUUUUUAGUGAAUAACUAUCCCUUCGAGAGCGAGUUUCUUCAAACACAUAUUUUGUUGUUACUACUUUUAAGCUGCUGUCCAAAAACUGUAAAAACCGUCAAAUGUUUCGUUUUAAUGCCUAAUGACUAUUAAUCAAUUUCCACUGAGAGAACCAAACGAUUUUACUAACAGAAAACGUAAGAAUCCGUUAGAGCUUAAUAUAAAUUAAUAUUACCAGUAAAUAUAAAUUAUUAUUAAAAAAUCUAAGCAAAUUUAGAUUAAAAUUUAUCAAUGAGAAUAUGUACAAAUUACAUGCGUUGAAGAAGUCAUAGAAAAUUUGUGUCUUCAUAAGCGAUAGCAGGUGAAGAGCAUUAGUCAUACAAACACAUACAUAUGUAUAUAUAGAUGGAACAGUUUAAGUAAAUCAUUAGAGUGGUGACUUGUAUUCACAGAUCUACACAAACAAGCACAUAAAAAAAAACACUCAAAUACAUUUUUUUCCUAGUUUUAAGAACUUUUUGGGGAGUAAUAAAAUGUUCUAAAU